ACUGCGGUGGGCCCCGGUGCUGCGGCAGCCGCAGCGCCGGCCGCGGCUCGGGCUCCCGCUCCCGGGCAUUUAAAGGGGACGCGGCGGCGGCCCGGGGGGAUGGGGGCCAGGUGGAGGGGACGGCUUAGACGCACAUCAUCCACGGUCCCUCGGGACUGGAGGGACUCGUGAGCCGAAGCCCAGAAAUCCGGGGGUGGAUAAGACACCGCGUCCCCCCAAAUUCCCCCUGAGGGAGAAACUCAGAGAUCCUGACCUCUUUUGGAGACCCUUUUGGUGACCACAAAAGGAUUUGAUCACUCAGGACAAAGCUGCCAGAGGAGCUCUGGACAACGGCUGGCAGCCAACAGAGUCCCUAGAGGUGGUGCUCAGGGUGAUGCACUGACAAUGACUGGGUGUCUUCCAGUUGCUGGCCUCCGAUGCCUGACUAGGGUCUUGGAUGUGCCAGCGCCUCUGGCCGUGGCCUUCUAACCAGCCUCUCCCCGGCCGGCUCCCGCCGCGCCCCCUUUCGCUUGUCCCUUCCUCCUCCUCCUGCACCCCUUCCUCCUGCUCCCAGGACAGCGGGAUGGCUGCGCAGGGCACACCGCGCUUCCUCCUGACCUUCGACUUUGACGAGACCAUCGUGGACGAAAACAGCGACGACUCGAUUGUGCGCGCUGCGCCAGGCCAGCGGCUGCCCGAGAGCCUGAGAGCCACCUACCGCGAGGGCUUCUACAACGAGUACAUGCAGCGCGUCUUCAAGUACCUGGGUGAGCAGGGCGUGCGGCCGCGGGACCUGCGCGCUAUCUACGAGGCCAUCCCCCUGUCUCCGGGUAUGGGAGAUUUGCUACAGUUUGUGGCCAAGCAGGGCUCCUGCUUCGAAGUUAUUCUCAUUUCGGAUGCCAACACUUUCGGUGUAGAGAGCGCCCUGCGUGCCGCCGGCCACCACGGCCUGUUCCGUCGCAUCCUCAGCAAUCCCUCCGGGCCUGACGCUCGGGGACUGCUGGUGCUGCGGCCCUUCCACACACACAGCUGCACGCGCUGCCCAGCCAACAUGUGCAAGCACAAGGUGCUCAGCGACUACCUGCGCGAGCGGGCCCACGAUGGUGUGCACUUCGAGCGCCUCUUCUACGUGGGCGAUGGUGCGAACGAUUUCUGCCCCAUGGGGCUGCUGGCGGGCGGUGAUGUGGCCUUCCCGCGCCGUGGCUACCCCAUGCACCGCCUCAUUCAGGAGGCACAAAAGGCCGAGCCCAGCUCCUUCCGCGCCAGCGUGGUGCCCUGGGAAACCGCCACGGAUGUGCGCCUCCAUCUGCAACAGGUGCUGAAGACAUGCUGAGCACUGCCGCCUGGAGGGGGCGCCCCGGCGAGAGGGCUGAGGAAGGGCAGGGAGGGGGAAUUGGGAAAGACAAACCUAGUUUUACUACUCCCUCUUCCCUUUUCGCUUUGCUAUGUCCCUCCGGUAAUUUCUGGAAUUUCGUUCUGGGAGAGGUUCGAAACGGUCCCUAUCUAUGCAGUUGACCCAGAUCUGCUGCCGUCCCCAGUUCCACGGCAAACAGUUCGAUUCUGGAGUCUGUCCAUAGCGGAGUGGUGUGCAUACCCUGAAGGACAGCAGCGUUUCCAAAACCCUGUGCUCCGAACUGGGAGGAAGGGGCUCCUUGGCAGAUGAGAAAACGAACACCUCCCACUGCUUUAACUGUUGCCUCCGCUGCGUGACCUCCCCUCCCCCAGUCUUCUCUCAAGGGGACCCAGGACCCCAAGCUCCUCAUGGCCGCACCGGACUUUCCGUGGAGACAGAUCCUCUCUGCUGACAGCUCCAGACCUCCUCGAUCUUGCUUCAGCCACGGAAAUCCCACACUAUUUCUGUACUCGCAACACCUUGCCGACCCCCUCCCAGCCCACCAGCACCUCUAAAUGGAAAACAACAACAAAACAACAGAACAAAACCCAGAGGGAACAGUCGCCUCCUGGUGGUAGAACGAGGUAGUACACCGUCCACCUCCGUUAAGACCAGCCAGGGACUUCACAGCGUGCGAAGGUAUCUCCUCGCACCGAGUCUCGUCUAUGCAGCAAGAGCCCAGGGACUUCACCAAAAUCAUCCUCCACGUCCCCCUCUUUCCAUAUGGGACAGAAAGCCAUGAUGUUUUAAAGCAGAGUCAGGGAAAACCAAGCCCCUUCUCCCUCUGGUGUUUGAGAACUAUAAAGGAGGUGAAGGGGGA
Molecule: messenger RNA, 2192 nt
Organism: Sciurus carolinensis (gray squirrel)
Lineage: Eukaryota; Metazoa; Chordata; Mammalia; Rodentia; Sciuridae
Gene: Phospho1
Product: phosphoethanolamine/phosphocholine phosphatase 1
Exons: 4
Coding region: 437-1312 (291 amino acids)
Biological process (GO): bone mineralization involved in bone maturation
Molecular function (GO): phosphatase activity
Source: RefSeq, a predicted model, not a curated record